Molecule: messenger RNA, 1152 nt
Organism: Gadus macrocephalus (Pacific cod)
Lineage: Eukaryota; Metazoa; Chordata; Actinopteri; Gadiformes; Gadidae
Product: transcription factor Sox-8-like
Exons: 1
Coding region: 273-686 (137 amino acids)
Biological process (GO): regulation of transcription by RNA polymerase II
Cellular component (GO): nucleus
Molecular function (GO): DNA-binding transcription factor activity, RNA polymerase II-specific; RNA polymerase II cis-regulatory region sequence-specific DNA binding
Source: RefSeq, a predicted model, not a curated record
CCAACACUAAAACCUAAUUUAGAAGUGAGCAGGCUGAAGCCAAGGGCGGGAGGGGGAGAGUGGAGAAUUACCAGUCCAGAUGACGAGGGAGAGAGGCCUCAAGAGUCAGAGUAGUGCUUAAUGAUGCUGGUGCAGGAUGGAAACCACGCGACACACAUCGCAGUGUCCACCGGAGACAGUCCAGUUCAACCGGGUGGUGUGUCGUGGCCGCGUUUUUGGAGAGACCCUCGGGAUUUCGGAUUACAUUACGCGCUGUUUUAACAGAGUCAAAUAUGACCGAGGACAGCGCCAACCACCUGACCGAUCAGCCACCUAGUCCCGGGGCUGGCAGCGUCGGACCCCCGUCCCACCACGGCUCAGACUCUGGACCCCCGAUACCUGCCGAGAAGUCCGACGGAACCGCGCCAACUACGCACACAGCAGAGCGCUGUCCGGAGGGGGGCGAUCGGCGGGUCCCGACCUGUAUCCGCGACGCCGUGUCGCAGGUGCUGAAAGGGUACGACUGGUCGCUGGGGCCCAUGUGCGCCCCGCGGGGGGAGAGGGGCCAGAGGAGCCGGACGCAUGUGAAGCGGCCCAUGAACGCCUUCAUGGUUUGGGCGCAGGCCGCGCGCAGGACGCUGGGGGGGCAGCACCCUAACCUGCACAACGCGGAGCUCAGCAAGACCCUGGGGAGAGUCUGGCGGUAAGCAGGUCACCGGGGGGACGGUCGAUUAACGGUGGAGAUGAGCAUCAAACGCGUACAAUUUUUCGUACAUCUGAAUUGUAAUUUGGAAUUUUCUGGACGUGUUUCAUGCAAGUAAAGCAGCGGGGAUAUCGUUUAAGUUAAAACAAUUUAACCUUCUUAUUUAUUGCAUUAUAUUGUACUGUUCCCGGUAUUUCGUAAUGGAUAUUUUUCCUAAUAAGCAGAAUCAAAAGAUGUGUAUCCAAUCAGAAAUAUGUAACUUUUCCUUACGACUACUGCCACUGGUUUCUUUCCUAUUCACGACGGUCCCACACGACGUGGAAAGAGUUGAUCUACUGAUAUAUCCACUCCAGUAGAAACAGCCAACCGUCAUGUAUUAUAGUAUUACUAUUUAAGUAGAAGUUAAUUAAUUAUUAGUAGGCCUAUAAGAAUUACAAAGUAACCGGAAGGUUGCUAGUUCGAUCCACGGA